AAAAUAUAUUCGAAACAUAGCCAUGAUCAGGGUACGUGAUGCUAGUAACCGAGCCUCCGGUCUAUGCAAUCAUCUGUAGUUGGAAAAAUGUCUCGACUCCUUCGACCGGUUGGAGCUCUGCUCAAAAAUUACUCCAACAGGACCGUCGUCCUCAAGCCUGCCAGAUGGUAUGGAGUUGCUGCCUCGGCCAGUUACGAACAGACCCUCCUGAAUGUCCCUCCAACCCGUGUAACAGUUUUGGACAAUGGCAUGAGGGUAGCUACUGAGGAUGCUGGGUCACCAACAGCUACAGUCGGAUUAUGGAUUGACACUGGAUCACGCUUUGAGACAGAUGCUAACAAUGGGGUAGCGCAUUUUCUUGAACACAUGGCGUUUAAGGGAACUGCCAAGAGAUCUCAAACUGAUCUCGAGUUGGAAGUAGAAAACAUGGGUGCACACCUCAAUGCUUACACUUCUCGCGAGCAGACUGUUUUUUAUGCCAAGUGUUUUGCUGGUGAUGUUCCCAAGGCAGUUGAACUCCUCUCCGACAUUAUCCAGAACAGCAAGUUCGGUGAGGUUGAAAUAGAGCGUGAACGUGGAGUGAUCUUGCGUGAGAUGCAGGAAGUCGAGAGCAACCUUCAGGAAGUAGUCUUCGAUCACUUACAUUCUGUAGCAUUCCAGGGUACUCCUUUAGGUCGGACAAUUCUUGGCCCAACCAAGAACAUUAAAUCCAUCAGCCGCAAAGAUCUGGUAGAUUACAUCGAAACCCACUACAAGGGCCCACGCAUUGUCCUGGCUGGUGCUGGUGGUGUAGAUCAUGCAUCACUUGUAAAACUGGCUGAGGACCACUUCAGGGGUCUUGGAGGGUCUUAUGUUGGAGAUGUCCCUGAAGUUGCUCCAUGUCGUUUUACUGGUUCUGAAAUCCGUGUCCGUGACGACAGUAUGCCACUAGCACACAUUGCAAUGGCAGUUGAAGGUGCAGGAUGGGCAGAUCCAGACAACAUCCCACUCAUGAUUGCAAACACCAUCAUUGGCUCCUGGGACAGGUCUCAUGGUGGUGGUGCUAACAAUGCAUCUAACCUUGCCCAGGCUGCAGUUUUAGGGAAUCUCUGCCACUCCUUCCAGUCUUUCAAUACGUGUUACAAGGACACUGGUCUUUGGGGACUGUAUUUUGUAUGCGAACCUUUGAAAAUUGAGGACUUUGUCUUCAAUCUUCAAUCUGAGUGGAUGAGGCUUUGCACCAACGUAACAGAAUUUGAGGUUGAGCGAGCAAAGAACAUUUUGAGGACAAACCUCUUGCUGCAGCUUGAUGGCACCACCCCAAUUUGUGAAGACAUCGGGCGCCAGAUGCUCUGCUACAACAGACGUAUUCCAUUGCACGAACUUGAUGCCAGAAUUGAGGCUGUGACAGCUGAGGUAGUAAGAGACACAUGCUACAGCUACAUCUAUGACAAGUGCCCUGCCAUUGCUGCUGUCGGGCCCUGCGAAGCUCUUCCUGACUACAACCGUAUUCGCUCCAGCAUGUACUGGUUGAGGGUAUAAGAGUAUUUAAAAUAAUGCUAGACUGUAAGCAAUUUCAGGCCUGUUUUGUUUUCAAUGUCAUCAGAUCUAUUUGGCUCUAUAGUAUUUAUUUUCAUUCCAUGUAUUCUCAGAUUGAGGAGUCAACUACAGUGUCUUUUUGUAUUGUGGCACAGUUUUGUGUACAUAGAAUUAUUGUACUGUACAUACGUAAAAGAUUAAUAAUAAAGAUGUAAAGUAUA
Molecule: messenger RNA, 1739 nt
Organism: Macrobrachium nipponense
Lineage: Eukaryota; Metazoa; Arthropoda; Malacostraca; Decapoda; Palaemonidae
Gene: UQCR-C1
Product: mitochondrial-processing peptidase subunit beta-like
Exons: 9
Coding region: 64-1521 (485 amino acids)
Cellular component (GO): mitochondrion
Molecular function (GO): metalloendopeptidase activity; metal ion binding
Source: RefSeq, a predicted model, not a curated record